AAGAAGAUUCCACGUAGUUCGUGUAGGAUUUUACCGGAAUAAAUAGAAUACGGAAGAAAUAAAAAAAUUGUCAAAAUGAGAGUCUUACUGGUCAUUUCUUUGUUUUUUAUACUAGCCAAUAUACGAAGCAUCGAAGCCAAAAUUAACCUGGAUGCAUUAAGAAAAGCUACUAAAGGAUUUAAAAAUGGAUGUAUAAAGGCGACUGAUGUCACAGAAGAACUAGUAGAUGGAGCAAGACGGGGAGAAUUUCCACCGGACCCGAAUUUGAUGUGUUACUUUAAUUGUAUAUCUCAAAAAGUUAAGUUGGUCAAGAAUGGUAAAAUUUCAGCCGAUGCGUCGAUCGCUCAAGCUCACGCUUUAGUAGAAGAAAGUCUUGCCAUUCAGAUGAUAAACGCGAUAAACGCUUGUGCUUAUACAACUGAGCAAGAAGACCCCUGUAAAGCUGCAUAUGAUUACAGUAAAUGCUACUGGGAUUACGACAGUAAUCUGUGGUUCUUCCCUUAAAGACGUAGGAACAGGAGAAAAUUGUAAUUGGAAUUUCAUGAUGCAGAACACUGCUAUUCUAUAACUGGACGUAGAAGAAUCAAACAGCAGUAUCACAGAAAAAACUAAGAAUAAUAUUUGUUGCAGGAUAUUUUUUAGAGCAAUAAAGUUUUGUUCAGCCAA
Belonocnema kinseyi is the source of this 666-nucleotide messenger RNA. RefSeq names its product general odorant-binding protein 99b. Bases 76 to 504 code for a protein of 142 amino acids. The transcript has 6 exons. Gene Ontology annotation, molecular function: odorant binding. The record is from RefSeq and is a predicted model, not a curated record. NCBI's taxonomy places the organism in Eukaryota, Metazoa, Arthropoda, Insecta, Hymenoptera, Cynipidae.